AUGGAGGACCUCUCCGCAGAUGACGACAUCCUUUCGGAUAUCCUGCUCGAUAACCUCGAGUUUGAGCCCGCCAUCUCGACACACAAGAUGAACCCGAAUUACAGAGGUCACCGCUUUGAUCGCAACGCCGUCAGUGUCAUCGUCAGGAAGCGUGUCGUGAUCGAGAAGGACAUCACCGCCGCCAUCGAGGACCUCGGCAAACUUGGCAUCAUCCAGAAAUAUCUCACCAACAAAACGCAACGCCAGAUCUCAAGCUUCCACUCGCAUGCGCGACGCUACCUCGAGAGCUACCUUCCUGAAAGUGGCGUCGAAUUCGCUCUUACCACACGCUACAAGCGUGUGAUGAUGCAGAAGGCCGGCAGGGCGCCUGGUGCGGAUGCAGAGGCGUCUACGUCUGCGGUCAAGCUCGAGGAUGCACCCUCGUCACCUGGCAAAGACGUUGCUGAGGACAGAGGCAAGGUUCGCGCCAAAGGCAGGUCGUCACUGGAUCGCGCUGCCACCAGCAUCGGUGCUGCACCCGCCGCGUCGGAGAAGGCCGACCUCAGCGUGCUUGCCAUGCGGACUUUCAAGCCCGGCGAGCUCAUCAACUUCUGCAAGGGCGGGUUGAAAGAUCUCACAAAGAGCGAAGAUGACGCGCUACGCGAGGAAGCCAGCUCCUCGCGCGAGAAACGCAAAGAUGCCGAAUACAAAGGCGUCCUCGGCCCCGGACGCGACUUCUCCGUCAUCAGAUCCGCCAGAAAGGGGUGCAGCCAGCUCUUGCUGGGUCCAGCAAGGUUCGUCAAUCACGACUGCAACCCAAACACAGAAUUCUACCGCAUGGGCGCCACAAUGGUCUUCAAGGUGAUCCGACCAAUCCAUCGCAACGAGGAGAUCACCACCUUCUACGGUGAGAACUACUUCGAAUGGGGCAAUUCCGAAUGCAUGUGCGCCACGUGCGAGUCUCGAGGAACCGGCGCAUUCUCAGAUCCAUCCGUGCCACCACCAGUCGAGCCCACCGAGCACUCCGAGGCCGUUGAGGUCAAGCUGGAGGAGGCCUCAGCAACCGGCACACCGAAUGAGACGAACGGUCGCCGCCAAUCACGGCGUGCUAGCCGUCCAACAGGAACCUCUUCAUCGGCGCUUCCAUCCCCCUCUCCAACACCUUCCUUGACACCAUCCCUGACAACGUUGCCGGGUGAAGAAGCUCCCAAGGACAAAAAGUCGAAGCGCGAUUUCCUCGCGGACCUCAAGCUCGCCGAGCACGGUCCAUCAGACGACCGUUCAGAUCCCUGGGCCGAAGGAGCCGGGCCCAUGUGCCGAUGUCUCACGUGCGGAGCUACCUUUUGGGCCCCAGAGAAGUGGUGGACGCCGGACGAAUGCCCACGCUGCGAGCGUCACUACAAGAUCUUUAAAGCAGACUGGCCAGGUCGUGUUCCGACCGAGGGCGCUUUGCAACGCAAAGCUGGGGUCAAGCGCAGGACAAGUUCCGAGAUGAUCUCAGAACAUAUCGCAAGCAUUGCCUCACCCGCACGCAACGGUAAAGAGCGUUCGGUCACACCCACCGAUGCCAAGGCUAGCGUCACUCCCAAGGCGCAAAAGAAAGCGCGGCUAAGCAAACCCGCCGGAGGCAGUGCCACACCUGGCGAUAGCACCAGUUCGCUGGCGACAUCCACCGUCGCGACGCCGACAGGCAAGUCCACCAAGGUCGCAAAUCCGAGCACAUCGACAUCUGCAGGAUCUGCUAAACUUUCCGAUCGCCCGGCGAAGGGUGUCGAAGGAAAGAGUGGCAAGCAAGAGCGUAAGGAUGAAGCUUUGGUCGCCCGAGCUCUCGCAACACCACCCAUCCGAGGCUCGGCAACAUCUGAAGCCACCUACGACCUGGAUUCGGAUGGUUCUGACCUGACGCCAGAGCCCGAGUCUGAGCUUGGUGAUGCUGCAAAGACAGAAGAUCAAGAAGACGAUGACGAUCAUGGACCCCGGCCCGUUUCUGCUGCUGGCCGAUCGCAGCCUGACCAAACGGAUCGCUCAUCGUCGAGCUCGAGUCCCGGGCCGCCCGGUCCCAAGAUGCUGGGCAAAAAUGCAAAGACCGACGUCCUGGCUCAAUACUGGGGUGCUGUGGAAGGCGAUCGCCGCGCCCGCAGAAAGGCGCCCAUCAACCCCGGUCCGACCUUGCUGGCUGCGCGACGGUCCUCUCAGGACCUCACGCAAAAGCCCGCAGAGCGUCGCUCCAGCUUCCGCGAGACCAGCGCUGACGAGCACAGCACCCCGAAAUUGAAGCGGCGCCUCGUCGCAGAGUCCGCAUCCGACGUCGAAGACGCACCAUCGCAUCAACCGCCUGCGGCACGCCCCCUUCCUGUCGUAGCAGCGUCCAAGCAUCGCAAGACAUCCAGCAUGAAUGACGCAUCCUUCGCGCAGAUUCGAGCGCAGUCAGAGAUCCGUCAGUCACCAGAUCGAUCGACGCCGUCUUCCGCAGUCAGUGUGGCCUCACCGGCUCCUCUUGCCAAGACGGCACCAUCGGCGUCCGCGCCACCACCCAAGACGUCGGCGGGCAGCAUGCCCGGUCUAGCUACAUCGGGUGUCGAGCGAACGUCAGAGUCUAAUCUAGCUCUAUUCUGGUCAGCUGGUGUGGGAGGAACGCGGAAUCGACGUCAGGCGCAGAGAGAGCCGCAGAUGGUGCUCGUACCGGCAGUGCCUGCGAAGCGAUCGAGGAACGUCUCCGAGUCGAGUAGAAGCCGGACGCCCGAAGUCAAGAAGCCACGCGGCACGUCCAGAUCCCGCAUCAGCAAUGGAGACGACGAACACAGUGGCAGAGAACGAAGCGCACGAUCUCGAUCUGUGGCUGCGUCGGACGACGGGUCCAUGGAGACGAGUCGGGAAAGCAGUGAUGACGAAGAUCGUGAAGGCGGCGAGCCGCCAGUAAGGCCUUACAUGUUUUCAGCGAUCAGCAAGGUGCUGCAGUCAAAGGAAGGUGCCGAGGCUACAGGCGCCGUAGACUCCAAAGGACCGCUCUUGCCUUCCGCGCAACUGUUCCGGCCUCCCGGCAUGAUUCGUCCCGACCUCGCAGCAGCAGCGGCUCGUUCCAAUUCACCACUCGCCGGGCCUCCACGUGGCGCACCUGGCCAGCCCAUGCGCAAGAACCUCCGCUGGGGCAGCGGGAAGUCCUCGAUGAGCCGCCCGAUGGGCCCGAAUGGAAGCCCGCUUGGUCGACCUCCCAGUCUCAACGGCAGUCCUGUAAGCCUGCCCCCGCCGCGAUCCGAGGACGACAUCAAAAUGCAGCUGCCUCGCACAGAGGGCCCACUUCGGAUCGGACAGGAGGCAGUCGCGUCUUCUGGCCUGCCCAAGCCGCCCAUUAACCGUCUGGACGCAUCUCCGCUUGAGCCAAGUCUUCGCCAACCGGCUGCGGACCGCGACCAGGUCUCAACCCAGUCAAGUGCCGCAACUGAACCAGCCACUCUAGGCCAGCCGAUCGCAUCAAUUAAGACGGAGGCCGUUCCGAUGGCAGUGUCGAACACUGUGACGCAGAGUGAGGCCCCUGAGACGCCGCCCGUCGUUCUUCCACAAGCGCCUGGGGUGGGUAUAGCGACAAACGGAGGCACGCCUGGCAUGUCGCCAUCAGCAGGCGAUGUGCCCGCCUUAUCCGCCGUGCCCGCUGCGCCUGCAACCGCGAUCGAAGAAGAAAUCACUCCGGUCAAGAUUGCAGCGCAAGAAGCGAGUUCGAGUCAGGACCAGAGCGAUUCACAGCAGAGGCGCACUUCUGGUCGAGCACGUAGAGCGCCCGAGAUGGCAGCGGGCCAGAUUCCUUACAAGGGAAGUCUGGUCAAGCUGGCUGCUCAACGAGCCAAGGGCGCUAAGGCUGGGCAGCCGGGACCACAUUCGCCCUUGUCGGCGGGGACCGCUUCGCCAGACUAUCGGCAAUCAAGUCCAAUGACGCCCAGCCGACGCGUUUCCACCGCAGACGCAUCGGCAGACACUAGUCAUGCGCUUGACGGUCCCACUAGGAACGGCAAGCAUGACAUUGAUCUUGCAACAGGUGUCGACAAGGACGUCGCCAUGGCCGACGUCGUCGCGGCUCGUCGGAUCAGCACAGGCGCUUCAGGUGCUUCGGAUACACCGAUGGACGUUGACUCCUGA
This is a messenger RNA of Pseudozyma hubeiensis SY62, 4110 nucleotides long. RefSeq lists its product as hypothetical. Lineage: Eukaryota; Fungi; Basidiomycota; Ustilaginomycetes; Ustilaginales; Ustilaginaceae. Gene Ontology annotation, molecular function: histone H4K20 methyltransferase activity; protein binding. The record is from RefSeq and is a predicted model, not a curated record. The coding region runs from base 1 to 4110 and encodes 1369 amino acids. The transcript has a single exon. Gene Ontology annotation, cellular component: nucleus.